Molecule: messenger RNA, 1053 nt
Organism: Pseudomassariella vexata
Lineage: Eukaryota; Fungi; Ascomycota; Sordariomycetes; Amphisphaeriales; Pseudomassariaceae
Exons: 2
Coding region: 1-1053 (350 amino acids)
Source: RefSeq, a predicted model, not a curated record
AUGUCGUCUAUAGGCCCCCAACUGCCGCCCCAUCUCAAAAAGCGCAAGCGCACACCAGUCGAUGACACCAGCGCCGACUUCCCAUCAUCCAAGCUUCAAGCUUGUGAUGGAGCACAUGCAAACAAAAACGAAGUCGCAUUAGAUGGUGAUUCUUCAGGCGACGACUACGGUCCCCCAGAUCCUAAAGAGGCUACCAAAAUGGGGCCAUCCAUAGGGCCUAUAUUACCUCCUACAAGCGGCGCAAAAGAAGACAGACAACCACGCACAGCGGCACCAACCACAAAACCCUCCAUAGGCCCAACACUCCCACCCUUGAACACAGCCGAGAUCACGCUCGAGGAUGCCACCCCCGCGCCCCUCUUCGAACGCCCACCAAAUCCUCCCUCCGAAUCCGACUCCGACUCCUCGGACGAUGACGACUAUGGCCCCGCGCUCCCAACCUCAAGCUCCCACCAAGCGCGGCAAUCCCAAGCCUCGGCCGCCGCCGCCCUCUCAGCCGCCACUUCCAAAGCCCCUCAGCGCGACGACUGGAUGGUCGUCCCUCCCACCUCAACUGGGUAUCAAGCGCCCGACCCAACGAAACUCAAAGCGCGCAAGUUCAACUCGGGCCCGCGCGGUGGCGGGACGGCGGCCGUACCGGGCGGAGAGAUAAGCAGUAUUUGGACCGAGACGCCGGAGCAGAAGCGCAAGCGUCUCGAAAACGCGGUGCUGGGGCGGGCAGACCCAUCAACGGAGCCGCCUCCGGGGCAGACGACGACGACCGGGAGCGGUGCUGUGGUUAGCAGGUUAACGGGCGAGGAGGAGCAGCGCGCGGCUAAGAUCCGAAAGAACCUUGAGGCGGCCCGGGGACGGAGUCUGUAUGAGGAACACCAGCAGCGCGAGGGUGGGAAGGGGGGACGGAUUGAGGAGGAAGAGGACGACCCUAGUAAGCGGGCGUUUGAUCGGGAGAAGGAUAUGAAGCUUGGCGGCAAGAUUGGCACGGCGCAGCGGAGGGAACUCCUUACCAAGGCUGCUGAUUUUGGGGGACGGUUCAGCAAAGGCAAGUUUCUAUGA